GUUAAUUGUCACUGAUCAAUCAACUAAAGUUUCAGCUCUCCUCAGCUUUUCUUCAAUCUGAGCUGCUCUUAAAAAUCUCCUUAAGUGCGCUGAGUCAGAGAGACAGCGCCCCCUGUCAGCACAACCUGAAGCUGAGGCUUAGGACAACAUGUGACUUCACCAAACAAGAAUAAGAAUAUAAUGACAUACAGGGAUAACAAAUGAUAAAAAUGUAACCUCUGACACAGACAACAUGAAGGCAUAAAAUCUGUCUAGCUCUGAUUUUAAGUGGACACAGAUGCAGGCAGACACUGUCAUCAAGGAGAGGUCUCAACUUUUACUUUCUGCUCCACAGUGACUGAUAUCAAGUGACAUAAUCAAUGAACAACAGUAUAUUCUAAAUAUGGAAAAGCCCCAGUUCUAAAAACAAAUGAAACAUGAAGAGCAAAAAAAUAGCAGAUUAUGUGACUCACUGAGGGGAAACAAUGAAGAAAACUGUUUUAAUUGAAAAUAUCUAACUGACUUGUUUUCUCUUUUCUCGGUAAAGUUCUGUUUUGGCAGUGUGUGGUAUUAGUGUUCAAUGCCCUGAAGGCACCGUUGAAACCGAAAGAAAGGAGAGAGAGAGAGAGAGAGAGAGAGAGAGAGAGAGAGAGAGAGAGAGAGAGAGAGAGAGAGAGAGCAUUCCUCCGUAGCUCCAGGGUGAUGAGGAGGGUAAGCCAGCCCCUCUCUGCUGCUCUCUCUCGGUUGCAGCCCAUCAGUCCAGCGCUGCCUCCUCCAGCAGCUCCAGUCGCUCUUUGCGCAGCAGCUGAGCGGUGAACAGACAUGGACACGUCCGAACUUUAACUUCCAGGUCGUCUCUCUCCUCUCCAGCUCGCUCUCCUCCUCCCCCCCGCGCGCUCCUCGCUCUGAGCCCCGAAUGAAAAGCUCUAUUGGCAGCCGCGGACUCAUGGAGAUCUAAUUUUUGCUCCUAAUUCUCGGUCAGUCGGUCACGUCUGUGGAGAUCUGCUGUUUGGCUGUUUUUUUUUUUCUUCGCUUGUUGGUUUUGUGGUCUACUCAUGCGUCGGGAAUGCCAUGGCCACUCCGAACGCACAGCAGCAGCACCAGGAUUAUUUCAGAUCGGUGAGCAGCGAGUCCACCACCUACAUGAUGGUCCCGGCCGUCGGGCCGAGCAGGACGGGGCGCAAGGAAGCGCCGUCCAAGAUGUGGGUGGCGAUGGUGGUGAUAGUGGUGGUGGUGCUGCAAAUUGCUUCCACCACGGGGCUCUUUGUCUACCUGAACAUGUCCAUAUCGGAGGUGCGUAGCCAGGGCGUCACAGAGGAGCUGAAGUGCCUGAGUCUACUGAACGCUCUGGAUAAGGACCAGGACAUCCCGGACCAGCUGGCCCAGCUCUUUGGAGAGCCCUGCAUCAAACUGGCCGAAGGCAUCAAAGCAUACAUCUCCAAGGUGACAGAGAACAUCAUCUCCAAACAAACCUUCAUAGAAGCGAGAACCAUGCCUCGCCCUUUCAACAACUCGGGGUCAAAGUUCAUGACCUCGGUGGCCCAGAGGCCAUCUGCCCACUUGACUCUCAGAGACACCAGCUCUCAAGGGUUACCUCCCUACCCAAUUCCCACACCGGGUCUCCACCAGUCCUGUCGCCAUGUGGUCCGCUCAUGGGCCAAUCAGAGCUUUGGGGCUCACCUGCACAACAUGACCCUGUCCAACGGGAAGCUGCGAGUGCCUCAGGAUGGGCGGUACUACCUGUACUCACAGGUAUAUUUUCGUUAUCCGUCCCCAGCAGCCAGCGAUGGAGACCAGCGUAGCGUCAGCCACCAGCUGGUGCAGUGUGUCUACAAGAAAACCUCCUACCCAAGCCCCAUACAGCUUCUGAAGGGGGUGGGAACGAAGUGCUGGGCUCCGGACGCCGAGUAUGCCCUGCACUCUGUCUACCAGGGAGGACUAUUCGAACUGAGGGCUGGCGACGAACUCUUCGUCUCCGUCUCUUCCCCCACCAUGGUUAACGCCGAUGAUUCCUCCAGCUACUUUGGCGCCUUCCGCCUGGACCUCUGAGUGGAAGGGACGGGAGAAACAAAAGAUUAGAUAGGAAGGAUGGAUGGAUAAACGGAUGGGCUUGAGACAAUGAGCUACGGGCCUUCUGAAUAUCCGUUGAUUGGAACAAAGACAGAGGUGUUGGCCUGGAUCUUGGAUCCACAAUAUUUGCUUGGAUGGAUACACUGAAGGAUGGAAGGACUGGAGUUUGAAGGCCUCACUUGAGUGACGAACGCUGCAAGAGGAGGGGGUUGACAGGGAAAAGAAAGAGUGGAUUUUUCUUCCUUACUCUCCAUUACGAGAAACCUAACCGUUGAGAGCAAGAUAUACAGAGAUACAUGUGCAAUUACGCAAAAAUAAAUGUGAGGACAUUGAUUUACUGUUGAUUUUUUUUUUUUUAGGAGGGAAAUUUUCCUUUUGGAUGUCAAAAAGAGAAGUAAGCCACGGGAAAAACAUUCAACAUCUCCCUGACAGAUGAGAAAUGCCCCGAAGACAAAAAAAUUAGGCCAACCUGCUGCCUGUAUCCCAAAUUAACACAUGAAUCCCAAUGUAUCUCACAUGUCAAGUCAACAGCCUUUUUUGUGGGAAGCAAUCAGACCCUCAGAUUUGGAUUGCAGACCGAAGAAUGUACACACGAUAAAAACUCAAUCCUCUGCAUCGAAGAUGUGAGGAAGGACGGUGGGACGGUAGCAGAAGAAAAUCAACUGAUCAAACCAAAGCAAAAAUUUGUGGAAUAUAACUUUUUUUUAAGCGUGCCAUGAGAGUACUGUACAUAUGUAUGACUGAGAAUGAGAUUUAGACAAUGAACUGUGGUGAUUUUAAAAGUAAUUCAUGUGUACCUUGAUUGGACUCAAAACCACUUGCUUGCUUGGAGGUUUGUCAACACGCAACCCUAGAACUGUGGAUUUUAUGAAAAGGAUGGGAGGACGACGAGUGUCUCUUUUUACUGGAUACUGUACAGUAAUAAGGCUGUGAGAGGCACUGCAGAGCCUUCUGAACAACAGAGUUUGCAAGGAAAGGAAAAAUGAAAACAAGGAGGGGGAAGAGGGAGAAAUCUUGUAAAUGCCAACAAGAAUGAGCCCAGCGGAGGAACAUAAAAGGAAAGAGAGAGAAAGAGGCUGAGGGCAGUAGGCAGCUUGACUAGUCCGUGUUGUUGUACUCUUCUCUCUCUUUCACUAUCCCUCACGUUCUUUCUCCUUUUUUUUUUCAUGGAAAGAAUUUUAUCUAUCUCGUCUUUCUUGUCUAACCUGUGAAGCUGCACACAUUUUUUACAAAUUAUUUUAAGGUUCAGUUAAACAAUCGACCAGAAAACAACAGACAUAUGUGAACAAGAUGAUAGAUAAACUUCCAAAUAGGCUAGUCACAUAAACACUUAGAGUAUGGUUGAAAAGUGAAAGUUUUUCUUAGACAUUUUGGUUACAUGGAACUGUUGUUUCAACAGUAUUUUAAGGACUAUGUUUCAACUUGUGUCACUCUGAAAUACAGUCACUAAAACUUUGUUGAAACCCUCAGCCAUCUAAAAUAAAAUGAAUUUGGAACAGAAGCUGAAAUUAACAUCAAGGAGAAAUUUGAUACAACCUUCAUAUGUAUCCGUAAACUAUUACGCUAAAGCCAGGCGAAGGUUAUCAUGCAAAGGGGAACAGCAAGGCUAGUUUUUGCUAAGCUAAGCUAACUAUCUCCUGGCUAUAGCUUCAUAUUCAAAAGACAGUGACAGUUCUACUGAUCUUCUCAUCUAAUUUUCGGCAAGACAGCACAGCAUAUUUCCCCAAAAUGUCAAACUAUUCCUUUAAUGUACAACUACCAGCUUUUUAUGACGUGCCGAUCAGAUGUUUUUUAACAUUAACGGAAUCAUUAGUUGACCAUGUAAAACAAAAUUGAUCGUAUAUAUCAAUGCAAAAGCUGUUCUUAGUUAAACUCGUGGUCAGAUUGUGCCUUCAGAAAACCAAACAGCUUCUCACCAAGAGCUAAGUACCUCUAAUAUGGCUGCCAGUAACCUGGAAACACUGAUAACAUGCACAAAAACACACUAAUACUGUGCAGUAGAAACACACCCAUAUGCUGCAAAUACAGAACAUAGAGUCCCUCAGCAGCAAAGUUUGUCAAGUGAUCACAGAAAAGGUGAAUUUAAGGAAAACACAGACCAGAUUUAGUAACAAGACACAGACGCACAUAAAGAACGAUUUGAAAGGAGAGGAUUUUAGAAGACAUAAACCAUGCUCUGACUAGCACAGACUCAACCACUACACGCGUUUUUUCUCUGGCACACACACAUUCACAUAAAGCAGAUACACACACAUCACAUCACACCACAACCGGGCUAGUCUGUGCUCUGCAGACACACACAUCACCCAGUGUCACCUCCAGUGUAAAGACAAAAACGAACUCUGACACAUACUCAUUUAUCCACACUGUCUCGCCUCCCUGUGCCAUCUGGUAGUUGUCAGUGAUCAGUCGGAGGCAUGCAAGGAGUGUGUGCGUGUGUGCUUACAGUACAUGUUUGUUCAAAGGGCUUGGUUCACAUGGACAAUUCAGGAAAACAAGGUCAAACUAACUGACACACACCUUUCUUUGUUUGUGUACGAAACCUUCGAUUUGUUUUCCCUGAGAGAAAGGGAGUAAUACACUCAAACACACAAUUUUAAUAAGGUGACAUCCAGGCUAAGCCUGUCCAUCUGGCACUGUGGUUCACAUAUACCUGUGUAUAUACUCUAUGCAAGGUUUUGUUAUACUAUAGGUUUGUUAGGGAAGUUAUGAAAACACUACAACACAUACCGUUUAUUUUUCUGCACAAAGAACAAAACUGAAGGCAAAUUUCAUUUUGUAUUUGAUUGCUGUUUUAGCUGCUUUUUUCACUGGGUGGCGUGCACCUGGUCACGUUUCUUUUGGGCUUUAUCAAUGCCACGUUGCAUCACACAUACCGAGCUCUCUGUGAACUGGAGACUAAAUCUGUUUAUUAUCCAGGGUUAAGUUCAACAAUCAUGUGGCCUUUUCUUUCUUGCACUUCCAACCAAAACAAACAGUUUAUUGAAACAGGUCCAGCAACGAUGAUAAUGCAACGUACAGACUCGUAUUAUUAACAGCAUAAAUCCCUGAACCAGCUGGGAAAAUUUUUGCAUUGAAUGUGUUUGAGCACUGUUUGUACUGGACAGUUCUGUAGCUGUGAACAUGUGUAGCACAUUGUUGCAAAGAAAAUAAACAAAUAUCUGAACGUUCCCUGUGUAUGUGGAGAUCUACAGUGUGGCAACAAAGUGAUUAAAAAGAACAUCCUUCAACUAAUGAUCUCAGGGUAGGUAUCCCAGUUAGCAUGGUUUAGGUAAUUCAGAGGUUAAAUACUUCUACAGUAAGGUCUUGGUCAUUUAAAUGCUUGAGGAACAUUGAUGAUAUGGGAAUCCUCCAAAGGGUUCACAAGUUAAAUCUGGAGGGUUAAAAAUGGGAAAGGACAUGGGAAAAACACUAAAAUGUGUAUUCAUUUUGGAAGGUUUUUCUUGAACUGAUGGAAUUGCCCAGAAUUCCUAGAAAUUUGAAGCCAAAAAGGUUUUAUGUUACUGGUAAAAAAGUUUUUUAAAAAGUCUUUUUCUAGACAUUGUUUGACUUCCAUAUCCCCAAGCCUGGCCACUUUGAUGUUUUCAUUGUGAAGACAUUAAAAGCACUUCACAGUGUCUGUUCAGCAGCUGACUCUUGACCUUUGACCUCCCUCUGCAGGAGUGGGCACAGGGAUCUGCUAUGUAUCCUACUGUUAUUGCCAAAUAACUGGCAGUAGUCUUGUUGGUAUUUAGACCAAAGACCAAUUUGUUAAGUUUCUUUUGCAGGAAGCACAACUCAGGACUCCUGCUGGUUGUUUAAUUAAUUGUCAUCUGGAGUUUAAAUGGUUUUCAUUUGGAGCGCCCCGCAGAGUGAGCUUGCUUCUCUCGCAGCACUGUCACAACAUUUCUUUUUCUGGUAGAUAACAAAUAAAAAAGCCAUGGGAGCACAUGCUGCUUUAGUGCCAUGUCUGUUUGUGUUCAAAAACAUGAAAACAAUAAGCCUGCUUGCACAGUGUGGGGCCAUGUCAUACCAAAUCAUCUCAGUAAUUCAUGACAGCUAAAUCAAACAAAGUGUUUUGAGAAAUAAACAUCAAACUUUAUCGUCUGAGGAAACCCAUUCUACUCAGAAUUAGAUUUCUAAUGACAACCUGAUUUUCAGUAAUUAGAUUUAAUAGAAGAACUUUCCCAAAAUUAUCACACUCGUCUACAAACAUUAUUGCCUCUAAAAGACAAAUACUUUCAGACAAUCACCUGCAGACAAUCUACAGUGCAGCCAAGACACAUUAGGACAUGGGUUGAUGGGUUUUCAUUGUUUUGGCUCUGUACUCCAUCACAUUGUAAUCUAGGUAGGUUUAAGUGCUGACUUUCAGUUUGGGUGAACAGUACUAAAGGUGCUGUAUGGAAGUUUUUGUAAUCCCUACAUAGCUAACGUUAGCAUGAACAGCUAUUUAUUUACCAGUAUAAAAGACAUGUUGCAAGUUCAGCAUCAAACUUACUUCCUUUAGUCGCCAAGAGCUGCUCUCCAGUGGUGGAAAACAACAGUGUUAACUCGUGUUUUGCUUCUGUUUUCCUCUACUGAAGUUAGCAUGCUAACCAGCUAGCCCCAACAUACCAUCUCAUAUAGCCAUUUUGUGAUAGUGAGUCACUGUAGUGUCCAGUCUGCCAUCAGUCCAACAUGAGACGAUGAAGAAGUAGCACUGCAUAUUCUAACCUCUUGUCUUGGUAAGUAAAAGUUUGUUGAUGCUAACGUUGGCUAUGUAGUGACAGUAAAGACUUACAUAUAGCACCUUUAAACUGGAAUGUUCCUGACUGGCUGGAUCAAUCACCCGUAUUCAGUCUGCCUGAUCAUUUGUUUCUUUUGUUGAAGACCAGACUAAAGGCAAAAAGUCCAGAACACAAGCAAGAAAUCAAACUAGCUACAACCAAAGAGGGUGUCUACUGUAGAUUUCACGGUUAUUGGCCACACUUUCUUCAAGUUUGCCUGACCUUGUCCAAUUACCUUCUGAUGCAGGCUAUGAAUAAAAAUGGCUACUAAUUAGUGUUCAAUGACGUGGAUGUAAAAACACCCUCAAAUGUGGUGUCCCUUCUGACUGAAGUCUCGUCUCAAGUUCACAUGACAACCGAAGCAAAAACAGAACAAACACAACACCAAAAAGACUCUUGCCAACCACUGAGCCACUGCUCAGCCCAAAGAAAAUGGCCCAAGAGGAUCAAAUUAGAUUAAUGGUCUAUAGUCUUUAGAGGGUGUGCGUGUGUGUGUGUGUGUGUGUGUUUGUGUGGUGUGACAUUUGAAACUAACACUCUGUUAGCUGUCAGCUCUGAAUCCAACACAGGACAAGGUCAAUUUAAUCAGUCAUAUUCUCAAACGAGAAAACAUCACAGCUCAAUGCUGUUGGAUUUGGCAGUUCAGUUCUGCAUUGUUGAAUAAUGCCCAUAUUCCAUACCCAUGAAAAUAUUCUAUCCUCUUUGUAAUUAUGUCUUGUGUGUUUUUGUUGCAUGCGGCUUUGCACAAAAAUGCAGAAAAGCGGUCUUGGAUAAAAGUGCCUUUUGAACCCCAGAUCUGUUUCUACAGGAUGUUGUAGGAGCUGCAUUAGAAAUUGCCAGGCCACAAGUCGGUAACACUGUCCAUCUUCUGCUCCGCAUUAGACCUGGAGACAGAUACUGAGCAGUCACUGUAAAGGACUAGGAAAUCUAGACCUCACAUAAAUCAGCAGUCAGACCAGUUUCCAGCUGUGUUCUGUUUUGAGCUCCCAAUCCAAAGAGCCAUGUUGUGUUUAUGUUUUGAAAAUGAUGUGGCCUGCUGAGCAUAAUUAUAUAUUUGAAAGGGAAGUACAUCACAAGCCUUGUUUCAGUUUGACAGACCGGUUGUCCAAAAGCAACAGUUCGUCUGGCUUUACACAUGAAAUGUAGCUGCAUGGGGCCAAAAGAUUUAUUUACCAAGGUUGAUCCACCAUACUUUUGAAGUUAAAACUACUACUGUAGAGUUUCUCUUAAAUUAAGAAUGUCACCAAAACACACUGCAUAUCUUUGAGCCCUGAUUAACACGUUGAACACAAGAAGGAAAUACUAAUAAAUCAGUGCUCCCACGACUCCAAGUGGUACCUUUAAGUACCAUUUUGUUGGUAGUAGAUGGUAGUUUUUGCUAUGAAUGGGAAGGCAGAAGGCAGAACUAUUGUCACUGUUGGGUUAUAUUCUGUAAUUUAAUCACACCUCCUGCUUACUUGUUGCCCACUAGCUGAGGUUCUUCAUGCAGAAGUGGUACAAUGGCUUCUCCAGGUGCAACUGAACCAAUGAGAUUAUUUUCAGCUUCCAAGAAACAUCUGUGUCUUAUAAAAUAAAAUGCCUUAAACUCAAAUUUAUGGUUGUUAUAUAGCAAAAGAGGGCGGUUUCUUUUGAAAUCCUCCCUCCCAGACUGUUGUCCAUGGACAACGCGCUUGGACCGUAGCAAAUACGCUGUGACAUCAUGUUGCUGGCAUUGAGAUAUGGACUCAUCAGGUCCAGAUUACUGACCGUGUUCCACUGACUAUAAACAAUGUUUGUAGCAGGAUAAUCACAUUGGGUCAACUUAUCAAAUGUAACAACUGAAGACAGUAAAUCAAAUCCAGACCUCCAGCCCUCCAGAACUUUCUAUUUCACAAUAGGUUUGAGGAAAACAUAAUUGGGUUUGUACUGCUAUACUUGUGAAGACCCCAAGCAUAAAUAAACCCUUUGAAGAAGCAAGGACAGGCAAAUAGUCCCCUUCAGAGGAUUGUAAUUCUGUUUUCUUAAGAUCUCUCAGAAAUACAAUAACUCAUGUAAAGUACACAGUGACAAAGACCUUAUUCUCUGCUGUUUCUAUUUUACUUUGACAUCUCAAAGUAACACAGUUUCCCAGCUGUUCCAGGGAUGUGAAAAAGCAAGCUUCUGUUUAUCUCUAAACACAAAUUCACACUUAAUUUAUUUUCUCUCCAUAACUACACACAACACACCCUUUAUAUUGUUUCCUGCAUUACAUUUUUCCAAAUACUUGUUAUUUUGUUUUGGUCAUGCACCACUGCUUUAAAACAUUGUCUAUGAAUGUAGAUAUUGUUCAGUACAUAUCUUUUGCUCUUCUUCCCUUUGAUACCACUUGAGGAAUGUACAUGUAAAGGUUAUCUGUUGAUUGCCUAGUGCCUUUUAAAAUAAUGCUCCUCUGUUUUAUUUUGUGCUCAAAUAAAGUGCCUGUUGUCAGACGCUGA
Lates calcarifer (barramundi perch) is the source of this 9247-nucleotide messenger RNA. RefSeq names its product TNF superfamily member 10, like (gene tnfsf10l). Gene Ontology annotation, biological process: immune response. Bases 1051 to 2028 code for a protein of 325 amino acids. Gene Ontology annotation, cellular component: membrane. The record is from RefSeq and is a predicted model, not a curated record. Lineage: Eukaryota; Metazoa; Chordata; Actinopteri; Centropomidae. The transcript has 7 exons. Gene Ontology annotation, molecular function: tumor necrosis factor receptor binding.